AUGCAGCAGUCUGUGCUCGAACAGAACGUUCCAGUGGCUCAAACUUCGCUACCUGCCAACUACGAGGUACAAGGACAAGACGAAUCUGAGCAAGGUGGCAGUUCAUCCAAGCGUCAGAAGUCUCGACAUCGUGCGAGUGUCGCUUGUUCGACGUGUAGAGAAAGACGUAUUAGAUGCGUUGUGCCCGCGGGAGAUAGCGAAUGCGUGCAGUGCAAACGAGCUGGCCAGGACUGUGUGAUCAAGAACGACGACGAGCGCCGACGACCGAUUUCUAGAGCUUACGUUAGCACAUUAACCGAUCGAGUGACAAUACUGGAGUCUAUGCUCAAGGAUCGAGGCGCUGAACCACCAAGUGUCACUUACCCGCCCAAGACUACCCGCGGAAGCAUGUAUCCGGAUGGCGAACAGUCGCCGGUCAGACAGCCAUCGGCGCAGCGUUCGACGAAUUACAAUUAUGAAAACACAAUCAUCGAGCAGACUAGUCCGGAGAGUGUUGCCGAGGACGCAAUCGAAGGCAGCUCACAUGUAGGGUCAGCCAUGAGCGUAGAAGGCCAACGAGAUCGUGGCGAAAUCGAUAACCCACAGGGCACCCCAAUCGACGACAAGAACCAGGGCCUGGUGAGUAGACUUCUAUCUACCCGUGGUCAUCUGUCAUUUGACCAGAUCAGCGGCCGAUUGAGAUACUUUGGUCCUACUGUCAACUCGCAUGUGUACUCGGAACUGGAAGUCGACAGCGUCAAACAGAGCCGAGAAGCAGUAGAGCAAGCCAGACGAGCCGAGAGAGUCAUCCGGACUUUGCCGAUUGAGACGCACGACUACCUCAUGGGUCUCUUUUGGGAGCACUAUAACGGUGUACUGCACGUAGUCCACCAGGAGGCUUUCAUAGAGGAUCGUGAACACGGAAAGACGCAGUUUUACUCUGGAUUUCUGCACAUCUGUAUACUUGCUAUGGCUUUCCGCUUCUCGGAUAAGGACAGACCGGACAUGCAACGUAUCGCGCUGCCUGACAGGGAGAGCACACUGCACCGAGAAGCCAAAUACAUGCUGGAUCUUGAGCUAGAACGACCAGGUGGUAUACCCUCUGUCGCAGCCCUUCUCAUUCUGGGCGACUCGGAGGUUGGUGUGGGGAGAGACAAUGUCGGAUGGAUGUACGCUGGCAUGGCUAUGAGACUGGCUUAUGAUAUUGGUCUGCAUCUUGACAGCAGCCAGAGUGGCAUGACUGGACGCGAAAUCGACAUCCGGCGCAUGACGCUAUGGGCGUGCAUCAUCUACGAUAGAUACUGGUCCUUAUUUCUGGGACGACCAACGACCAUCAAAUGUGCCGAUGUAGAGAUAUACUCUCUUUCAAAUCAAUUUGAGCGUCUCGGUACCUGUAAGCCAGCUGGUCCUGCCAAAAGCUUGAAUACCAGGAUCUAUGAGGCAUUGAUAGACCUGAUGGAGAUUGCUGGCAAAAUCGUGGAGACUGCAGAGCAUCGAAACCUAGAUGCAACACGACAAAGUCCUGAUCAAUCUGCGUACUUCCGUAUGGCGGCUAUUGAUCGUGAGCUACAUAAUUGGGCAGUCCGCUUGCCACAAGAUUUACGUUACACCGAGGAGAAUCGAGUGUCAGCACCUCUUUCCUUCUAUCUGCUUCACCAACAAUAUCACGCUGUACUCAUCUUGUUACACCGUCCGUUCGCUCGCUACGACGAUUCUGGUAGCCCGGACGCAGAAGAUCCCAGCGUGAGUGCGUUGGAUAGCCACUUCUCAAAGGCAUCCAGGGCGAUCUGUACGAAAUCUGCGGUGACGAUGGCACGUAUCUUCUGGCAGCAUCGCCAACGAUAUGACGGCAAACAGAUAUUCUGUAUUGGCAUGCAACACGCUGGGACGGCUGCCACUGCUCUCAUCGCCGCGCUCGCAUAUAUACCGGACACGGCGGAUCGGACAAAUAAUCUGCAAUACCUUGAAGUCCUACAGGUAGCGAUGAAGGACAUGGCCUAUGGCUAUCAACCGGCAGAGCGCAUGGCAGCAGUAUUGGACGCUGUCAUGAUCGAGCUGCGAGGCGGUCCUAUCAGCCCCGGCAAGACGAUAAGCUCGGCAGCGUCAUCUAUACCAGCUCGUCGAGACAGUACUGCAGUGGAGACAGGUUCAGAGCGACCGAUCAUGAAACGCCGAAAGUCGACAAAGAUCAAAGCCAUGCAUCCACCGUCUGCGACAGUCAGACAGCACCGGGCAAGUGAUGCCAGUACAGCAUCACAGCCAGUCCAAAGCCAUAGCGACUUCCCACUAGUCACCCCUCGAACCGAGGGCUCACUUUCAGGCUGGCCCAAUGUGCACAACAACGAGCCGUUUGCUCAGCCGGGAGGAUUCUUACCAGCACCAGAAGUAGCAAAUGUGGUUUCACCUCUUCGAAGAAAUGACUGGAUGGGAAGCGAUUUCGGCAGCAACGAUUUCCCAGUCAUGCCAUCUAUGACAGGUCUACCUGGUGUUCCAGAUAGUCAGAUGAUGGACUUCCUGGGCUUGCCGUCGGAAGAUGAUUGGAGCAGGUGGCAUGCUGGUACUGGCGAAGCUGCAAAUGAUCUUGAUGGGUUUCCACCAAGGGGCAGGUCAGAGUUACAUAACUAUACUUCACCACCAAUGGGUGGUAUUAUGAACGGGUAG
This is a messenger RNA of Recurvomyces mirabilis, 2640 nucleotides long. RefSeq lists its product as uncharacterized. Gene Ontology annotation, biological process: DNA-templated transcription; regulation of DNA-templated transcription. The record is from RefSeq and is a predicted model, not a curated record. Gene Ontology annotation, molecular function: zinc ion binding; DNA-binding transcription factor activity, RNA polymerase II-specific; DNA binding. Bases 1 to 2640 code for a protein of 879 amino acids. NCBI's taxonomy places the organism in Eukaryota, Fungi, Ascomycota, Dothideomycetes, Mycosphaerellales, Teratosphaeriaceae. The transcript has 2 exons.